GUAAACCAAAAUAGAGAAUAAUUCAUAAACACCGUGCUUCCAUAAUGUUAAAAUGUUAGUCCUUCCCUCUCCUCCAUUUGUUUUGGGAAGUUGGAGAAUCAAAGCUGCGAUCAUGUCCGAGACAAGACGUUUCCGUCACAAAUCUCCUCUCUCCAAAACGAACAACGCUUCCGCUUCCGUCAAACCCUCCGACUCCGAUUCCACCGCCACGUACAGCGCUUCACUCUCCCAACAACUUCACGUCUAUGUCAGAAAAAACAAGAGAGCCAAAGGAAUCACCACUAUAGCAAAGCUUCAAGACAAUCACAAUAAGGUAGGUUUGCCUGAAAUUGAAGAUUUUGCAUACAGAGGAGCAAAUGAAUUGACUCAUCGCAAAAUGAGCUUAGAUGUGACUCCAAUUAAAAGUGAAGUUGCUUCUUCUACAACACGUAACGGUGGAUCACCUGCUUGCUGGGAAGAGACGCUUGAAGGUAUUCGCAAAAUGAGAUGUUCUGCCGAUGCACCAGUAGACACUAUGGGAUGCGAGAAAGCUGGUUCUACACUACCCCCUAAGGAAAGAAGAUUUGCUGUCCUGGUAUCUUCCCUUUUAUCAAGUCAAACCAAGGAUCAUAUUAAUCACGGAGCAAUCCAACGUCUUCUUCAAAAUGAUCUGCUUACUCCUGAUGCAAUCAACAAUGCUGACGAAGAAACAAUAAAAAAAUUGAUUUACCCGGUUGGAUUUUAUACAAGAAAAGCCACGAACUUGAAAAAAAUCGCAAAUAUUUGUCUUAUGAAGUAUGGUGGCGACAUACCUAGCACAAUUGAGCAACUGCUCGUACUUCCGGGCAUAGGUCCUAAGAUGGCUCAUUUGGUUAUGAAUGUUGCCUGGAACAAUGUCCAAGGGAUCUGUGUAGAUACUCAUGUUCAUCGCAUUUGCAAUCGGCUAGGCUGGGUGUCAAGAUUGGGCACGAAACAGAAAACUUCGACACCUGAAGAGACUAGAGUGUCACUGCAACUGUGGCUUCCAAGGGAAGAAUGGGAUCCAAUAAAUCCUCUAUUGGUAGGAUUUGGACAAACAAUUUGUACACCUUUAAGACCUCGAUGUGGAGAAUGUGGUAUCAGUCACUUGUGUCCAUCAGCGUUCAAGGAGGCCUCAGGUUCAAGCCCGGUAUCAAAGUCCACAAAGUCCCGAAGGAACAAGAAGCUUUAACAUGGGGAAAAACUUUCUUCACUCUAAACAUUAAUUCAGAUGUACAUAUCUGAUAAAACUCUAAUUUUGUACUAUCGAAAACUACAAUUUCAGAAAUAUGUGAAUUCUUUUAGAUGGGAAGGGGUUAAGUAGCACCCUUAAAAAUUUGGAUUUGAUUUGGAUUGGCUUUUUUUGUUAGCCAUCUUGCUCUAUUCUGACGUGCACUUACAGGCAUGUAUGCUUCUGUGAUUAAAUUGUUUUGGUUACUAAUUAGGCUCGCAUUGUAACAGCAACACAUCUAAAGAUUAGAUGUGUUUUUUUGUCUGAAAAUGCUUGUAUGCAAGUAGAUGUGUUUUUUU
Lathyrus oleraceus (garden pea) is the source of this 1527-nucleotide messenger RNA. RefSeq names its product endonuclease III homolog 1, chloroplastic. The record is from RefSeq and is a predicted model, not a curated record. Gene Ontology annotation, molecular function: 4 iron, 4 sulfur cluster binding; DNA-(apurinic or apyrimidinic site) endonuclease activity; oxidized pyrimidine nucleobase lesion DNA N-glycosylase activity. The transcript has 10 exons. Bases 53 to 1189 code for a protein of 378 amino acids. Lineage: Eukaryota; Viridiplantae; Streptophyta; Magnoliopsida; Fabales; Fabaceae. Gene Ontology annotation, biological process: base-excision repair; nucleotide-excision repair; base-excision repair, AP site formation. Gene Ontology annotation, cellular component: nucleus; chloroplast nucleoid.